UGACUCGUGCUCCUGUGGCUUUUAUCCGGUUGGCUGCUGCGGGUGCCGGGAGCGCGCCCGGGCGGCUCCCCGGCAGAAAGAAAAAAAAGCAAACUAAGCGGCGCUCCCGGUGUGACAGCUCAGAGCUGUCCACGUCAACACACCGAGCAGCACGGCGGCGGCGAUGGACUACGCGACUCUGCCUACGUGUGACGUCAGACAUCUGCUUCCUAGCGAGGUCGGGGGUGGAGGAUUUAGGAACUGAGACCGAGUGGCGAUCCGAUGUGUUUGUUCUAGUCGAAGAUCAAGGUCGGAGGUUUUCGAGUUCCGAGUUGUCUGUAAACGCAGCUUAAGUCAUGUCAAAUCCUGCACGCCUUCUGAUCCAUAAUGCUAUUAGUGAUGGAACCCUCCCUUUACACGGUGAAAGCUCUUUUCAUUCUUGACAAUGAUGGCAACAGACUUCUGUCAAAGUACUACGACCGCGAACUCUACCCCUCCAUAAAGGAACAGAAGAACUUUGAGAGGAACGUCUUCAACAAGACACACAAGGCCGACAACGAGAUAGCGUUCGUGGAGGGGAUGACCGUGGUCUAUAAGAGCAGCAUCGAUCUCUUCUUCUAUGUGGUGGGAAGUGCUCAGGAGAACGAGCUGAUGCUGGUGUCAGUACUGAGCUGCCUGUUUGAGUCCCUCAGUCAGAUCCUCAGGAAAAAUGUGGAGCGGAGGUGUUUACUGGACAACAUGGAAGGGGUGUUCCUGAUUGUGGACGAAAUCAUCGAUGGCGGGGUGAUUCUGGAGAGUGACCCCCAGCAGGUCCUACAGAAGGUCAACUACAGGGCGGAUGAAAGCCCAUUGUCCGAACAAAGCGUGGCCCAGCACAUAACAGAGAAACUGGCGCUGACCACUAACGUUCUGCAGUCAGCCAAGGAACAGAUCAAAUGGUCCAUACUGAAAUGACCCAGAUCAGACGCAUUCAGGAUUGUCCAGGAAGCUCUCGAGAACAUCUUUAGUCCCAAACCUUAUUUUAUUUUUUCAUAGGAGAAGGCUUCAGGGAAGGGUCGUUACAAGCCUGACAGGCUGCUUUAUGGAGCAGCUAACCAGCCAGUGAUGGGAUUAUAUUUCUUGUGUGACGGCAUUGUGUUACAUGGUGUGUGACAUGUAAUGGACUCAUUUGGUUGGGGAACGAUGUUUGCUCAUAUACUCAUGCAGGUGUGACGUCUAUCAGGCCAAAUGACAUCAGGGAACCGAAGGAGGAUGUGGAGAACUCGGGUCUCAAGUUCUUCAGCACCAGGAUCACUAAUCUAUCACCUUUUUAUUUCAGUGGAGCAGGAUCUUCCGCUCCCAUUUACUCAAAACUGAAUUUGACAGAUGUAUUUCAGCUGUUUUGCAUAUUGCUGAUGUGUACAAUGUGACAGGAAGACACCACCCUACACAGCCCCUUCCAAAAAAAAACACAACAAAAAUAGUUACAUACAAUGUUACAUAUGCUACUCAUUUUUUAAUCUGCUUUAAUGAGAAUCUGAAAAACAAGAAUAGGCACAGAAAAAAUAAUAUCUGCAAAUGCAAGUCAAAAAGCUGAAUAUCACAUACAAUGAAAUGAUGAUAAAAAACAUGUCCUGUAAUAGGGGUGGUGUUAAGUACACACACAGACACCACACACCACAGACACACACCACACCGCACGCACACACACACACACACACACACACACACAUUCCUGCACUGAAUUUCUCUCAGUUUAAUAAAGUUUGUUGUGCUCCUUAAACGACAUACAGCUAAUUUAAAAAUAAUGUAUUGACACUAAACAAAUGUUAGCACCAUGUGUGAGAGGGAAUAUGUUACUGUAAAACAAAAGAAAAUCCUUUAAGUGUACUUCUCUCAUGAAGUUAAAGUAAUAGUGCUAUAUAUAUAUCGCACUAUUAAAGGGUGAUCUAAAGGGACCUUAAAGAUUAUAAAAAAAUGAUUAUACAGAAUAAUGUCUAUUUUCUGAGACUUAAGGAUGUUCAUAGAUAUUAAAUAUUUUCUUAGUUGAGAAGAAGAAGAAGAAAACGCCAAAGACAUUUUGUUACAUUUGGAUGUUGGAACACCUUUUCCUAGUUUUGUCUGUCCACUAUUUGUGAGAUUGAUAAUACAUUUAAUAAAGAAUAAAAUAAUAAUUUAUUCUUUA
Molecule: messenger RNA, 2143 nt
Organism: Cyclopterus lumpus (lumpfish)
Lineage: Eukaryota; Metazoa; Chordata; Actinopteri; Perciformes; Cyclopteridae
Gene: copz2
Product: COPI coat complex subunit zeta 2
Exons: 11
Coding region: 367-933 (188 amino acids)
Biological process (GO): retrograde vesicle-mediated transport, Golgi to endoplasmic reticulum; intracellular protein transport; intra-Golgi vesicle-mediated transport
Cellular component (GO): COPI vesicle coat
Source: RefSeq, a predicted model, not a curated record